AUGAGUGUGCAGAAUAAAAAGCUAUUGUUCAUGUUGUUAUGUUCAUUAAUUCUUCUCUUAUGCUUAAUUGCAAAUGGUUCAAGUCUAAUUUUACCCGCAGAAAUCAAAGAUAAGUACGCUGACAAAACACUAGAAUCUUUAAGCGUGUUAAUUGAGUUUUUUGAAAAACAUGCGAGCGAUAUAAAUCUUGAUGGAAUAUAUGGUCUUCGUUUGGCUCAAGGACAAUUAUUACAACUAAAUGAUUAUCUGACAAAAUUCAAAUCAAAAUAUACUGAUCAAAAUUUACACAUUAAAAAAUUAGCCGAUAAAAUAGACUCAAUUGCAAAUGAAUCAUUAUCAACGAUAAAACAAAAUUUUUUCGACUAUUAUAUACGAUUUUUACCCGUUGCAUCGAAACCGUUUAUAUGUGAAUAUAAACAGCGUCCAAUACGUGAACAUUUAAUUCGACAAGAUAAUUUAGAUUCAACAUUUGAUGAAGAUACAUCAGAUGAUUGUUUUGCUGAAGUAUUAGGAACAACAAAUGAUAAAAAUACAAAACAGUGUAUGAUCGAUGAACAAUGUUGGAAGAUGAUGACAAUUGAUAAUGGACAAGAUUAUAAACUAACACAUCAGCUAUUAUGGUUUAUACUUGCUAAAAGUAUUGGCUGUCUGGAUAAUCGUAAAUCAUCCGCAUUAGCUAACAAACAUUUAGAAUAUAUAGAAGAUAAAUUUUGUUCAAAUAUUUAUCGUGAUGCAGUGACAAAUAAAAAACAAGGUCGAAAUCAAGAUUUAUUUUUAGAACAAAUUCUUUUAUGUUCAAUAUUAGGGUAUGAAGAUUUUCUUAAAAUAGAAUGGUUAAAUGAUAUUCUUCAAUGGCAACAGCCAACAGGAUGUUUUUCAGAUAUGUCAGAAAUAUGGACAGUGGACACAAAAUCAUUUAAAAAACGACAAUUAUUAGUUGAACAAGAAAUGGCGGAUGGAUGUUUAUCACAUAAGAGUGGUCUAGCGUCAGGAGUACUAGCUGUAUAUCUAAGAGCAUUGUCACAAUAA
Molecule: messenger RNA, 1029 nt
Organism: Didymodactylos carnosus
Lineage: Eukaryota; Metazoa; Rotifera; Eurotatoria; Philodinida; Philodinidae
Source: the annotation of a GenBank genome assembly